Messenger RNA from Stegastes partitus (bicolor damselfish), 1000 nucleotides. RefSeq names its product FKBP prolyl isomerase 2 (gene fkbp2). NCBI's taxonomy places the organism in Eukaryota, Metazoa, Chordata, Actinopteri, Pomacentridae. Bases 112 to 528 code for a protein of 138 amino acids. Gene Ontology annotation, molecular function: peptidyl-prolyl cis-trans isomerase activity. The record is from RefSeq and is a predicted model, not a curated record. The transcript has 2 exons. Gene Ontology annotation, biological process: protein peptidyl-prolyl isomerization. Gene Ontology annotation, cellular component: endoplasmic reticulum.
AUUAAAUUUGCGACUCAUUUCCCUCCUUCAUCCACACAGAUUUUGCUCUCUGGUCGUUGAGCCGAGGCCCGUCUGAACUUCUACCCUCUGACAGCUGGAGACUGAGGGGCCAUGCGGGUGUUGGUGCUGUUCGCGGUGGCGGUGCUGUCGCUGAGCCCGGCGGCGGUGAGCGGAGCCGAGAAGAAGAAGCUGCAGAUCGGCAUCAAAAAGCGCGUCGACAACUGCCCCAUCAAGUCCCGCAAAGGCGACGUGCUGAACAUGCACUACACCGGCAAGCUGGAGGACGGCACCGAGUUCGACAGCAGCAUUCCCCGCGACAGGCCCUUCACGUUCACCCUGGGCACCGGCCAGGUGAUCAAGGGCUGGGACCAGGGCCUGCUGGGCAUGUGCGAGGGCGAGAAAAGGAAGCUGGUGAUCCCCGCCGAGCUGGGCUACGGGGACCGGGGCGCUCCUCCGAAAAUUCCCGGAGGAGCCACGCUCAUCUUCGAAGUAGAGCUGCUGAGCAUCGAGAGGAGAUCCGAGCUUUGACGAAGAGGAGGCAGCAAGGGAGGCACUUUGAAAACGUUCCAGGAGGUGCUGCACCGUUGAGAGGAGACCGUUUGACCUCUGAUGAAGAAUACGUGGCAGAUUUGAGAGGAGUUGGCAAAGCUGUUGUUGUCCUUUUACCGACUUUGCUUAAUAUGCUCUGACUGAAGUUAAUAUGUGAAACAAGAACCGACUGUGUGUGCUAAACAUUAGGACAACUGACAGGCAGCAGCUAAGUCUAGUAUUUGUCCGGUGGCUGCAGACAGCUUCCACUUCAUCUCAUUUUCGUUUUUAAUUUUCUGUAAUUUCUAAACAGGUUCAGUCAUAUCUGUACAUGUUUUUUUGUUUGUUUUUCACAAAAUAAAUAAAGGUUUUUGAUUUACUAUGAAGUCAGGCGGGGGGUCGAUUAGCAUAAAUGUUUUUGUUCAGUUUAAGUGUUUGAAUUCGGAUAAUAAAAAUGUCGACCUUAAGGGAA